Molecule: messenger RNA, 1374 nt
Organism: Triticum turgidum subsp. durum (durum wheat)
Lineage: Eukaryota; Viridiplantae; Streptophyta; Magnoliopsida; Poales; Poaceae
Source: the annotation of a GenBank genome assembly
AUGGCAUGGGAGAGGGCAGAACCCUUGUGGCCAUCGACAGCUGAAGUCCCACGGCCAAGGGUCUCUCUUCCCAACUCGACCCAAAUCUGCUGCGGAUCCUCCCGCAGAUCGCGAGGUCUGCCCAUGGAGAUGGAGAAAUGGGCUGCUGGAAGAAGGAUGGCACUGAUCCUUGUGCUGCUGUGCUGCGUUUUUGGAGGAGAUGCGUACGACGUCCUCGACCCAACCGGCAACAUUACCAUAAGCUGGGAUUUCCAGGAAAUAAAGGUCCUGGUUAGCCUGCACAACUACCAGCUCUACCGCCACGUCGAGGAUCCAGGGUGGAGGCUGAGCUGGUUCUGGGCCGGCGACGAGGUGAUCUACGACACGACCGGCGCAGAGGCAACCGAGCAAGGCAACUGCAGCCUAUUUGUGGGCGCCCACAGCUGCGAGAAGCACCCGGUGAUGGUUGAUCUGGCGCGGGGCGUGCCAUAUGCCCGUCAGGUGGACCACUGCUGCCGGGGCGGGGUGCUGUCCUCGCUGACACAGAACAGCGAGGCGGCCACCUCGGCGUUCCUCAUGCACGUCGGCAACUUCAAGUCCUCGAGCGACGGCAUCCCCCAGAAGCCUUUCAACUUCAGCCUUGGGGUGCCUGGCUAUAGGUGCAGUAACGCUACAAUGGUAGCUCCAACGAGGACUCGGAUCGGCAAGCACCGGCACGUCCAGGCGCUGAUGACGUGGCAGGCCACCUGCUUCUACUCGCAGACAGCGGUGGGCCCGUUCCGGGCGUGCUGCGUCUCUUUGUCCACGUUCUACAGCAGGACGAUAGUGGAGUGCCCCCACUGCACCUGCGGUGCCUGCCCAGCUGGGACCUCCACAGCGCCGCAGUGCCAGGACGCCGAGAUCCGGUGCACUGGGCACAUGUGCCCGAUAAGGGUGCACUGGCACGUCAAGAAGAGCUACACCGAGUACUGGCGGGUGAAGCUGUCGAUCAACAAUUUCAAUAGGUUCAAGAACUACAGUGACUGGAACAUCGUCGUCCAGCACCCGAGUCUACAGGAGUUGACCCAAGUUUUCAGCUUCGCCUACGAGCCGCUUGUGCAGCGCGGCACGAUCAACGACACAGGCCUCUUCUGGGGGCUCCCACGCUUCAACCAGAUGUUGCCCCAGGAUGGUACUAUGCAGACAGAGGUCCUGCUGAGGAAGGGCAAGGAUUUCAGCUUUUCUGGUGGGUGGGCACUGCCUAGAAAGAUAUACUUCGACGGCAGCGAGUGCGCGAUGCCGCCACCAGAUGACUUCCCCCAGCUGCCCAGCAGCAGCCCUGUUCAGCGCUUCUCAGGAGGGCACAGGUGGCUGGCCUCAGGGGCCGUCUUGGUGCUUGGACUUCUGCUGACUUGA